AUGGGCUGGCCUAAAACCGGAGGGGUAUGGGUGUCAACUUAUGAAGCUGAACCUGAAGGUGAUGCUCCCCUUCUUCCUGGAGAUAUUGGGCGACUAAAGCUAUGCUUUACAAUGGAGGAGAGAUGUGAAAUGCUCAAAACGCACUUCGAGGCCACCUUCUAUCCGAACGCAGAUGAGAUUAGCUACCUUGCCGAUCUCGAAAAACUGGCUAUCGCUAUUAACGCGACGACCAAAACUAAAUGGAAUUCGGACUGA
Exophiala aquamarina CBS 119918 is the source of this 255-nucleotide messenger RNA. RefSeq lists its product as uncharacterized. Bases 1 to 255 code for a protein of 84 amino acids. NCBI's taxonomy places the organism in Eukaryota, Fungi, Ascomycota, Eurotiomycetes, Chaetothyriales, Herpotrichiellaceae. The transcript has a single exon. The record is from RefSeq and is a predicted model, not a curated record.